Molecule: messenger RNA, 4096 nt
Organism: Phoenix dactylifera (date palm)
Lineage: Eukaryota; Viridiplantae; Streptophyta; Magnoliopsida; Arecales; Arecaceae
Product: Ribosomal protein L7Ae/L30e/S12e/Gadd45 family protein
Source: RefSeq, a predicted model, not a curated record
UCCUGGCACAAAUCUUAUUAAUUUCAAAUCACUAUUUAAUUGUAAGUAUGAAAUAAAAAUUAUAUAUUUGUUAUGAUGUAUUUGUUUAAAAGUAGGAUCAAGCAUAUGAUUGCAUGUGAUUUUUGAAUUUGAUUAAAUUGCAUCCUUCAUGAAUAUUUAAAUGGGUAUGAAUUAUGGUUAUGAUAACUUGCUUGGAAAUGAUAUUUGUGGUAUAUUUAUGCAUUUUAAAACUUUACAAUGCCUCAAAUCACCAUCCAUCCUAGUGAAAAAUGUUUUAUAUUACCUUAAAAAUAUCCACUUUUAUGCAUGGCUCAGAAGUCUCACAAGAAGUAUUCCUCUCCAUCUCUCUGAGUUGACGUGCUAGUAGUUGGAGCUUUAAGAGAAGUAAGUAUAUAGUGAUUAAAGAGAGAAAACAUACAACCAUGGAUGCACAUGCUCUCAGUACAACCAUAUCCAUUCGACUUCUUAUAACAAUACUCCACAAACUGAAAUUUAUACCGAGGAUCCAAAUUGACUACCAUGGGGAAGAUUAAGCUACAAUCCAACCAAUACUUUUCAAAUUUUCCAUACAUCCGUCAUGUCAUUCUUUGCACGAAAGCAUCUAUACUCUACAUCUCAUCUUAAAGUAAUCUCAAUCAAUAAAACUUGAGGGAAACAAAAUUUGAUGUAGUAUAUUUAACUUUGGAGAAUACUAAAGUAGCAUUAUAGAACAUACUCAACCACUUGCUAAUUUUCUUAACUUUGCCCCACUCCUCUUCAGAUGGACGAUGCUUGUAAUUAAAGUCACUUAACUUCAAAUAAAGAAAGGCACUCUCUAACAUCAAAAAAGUUGAAUUUCAUCUUGUAGGAACAUCUUGCCUUAAGUUUUUUUUUACUUUCCAAAAAAAAUUGUCUAACACAAUCCAAAAUUUUUUAUUUCCAAACUUGUGAACCUUUCAUAUAUUUAAUACUUUCACAAACCUUGUAGAUAAGCUCAUGUAUCUCCUUUAAUUUCUCUUGUACAAUUAAGUUAAGAAUAUGAGCACAACAUCAGACAUGAAAGAACUCACCAUUUGAGUAAAAUGCAUUCUUUAAAUUAAGUUGGAUCUUUAGCAUGUCAAUAGAACCAUCAUUUACCGAUGCAUUAUCCAAGGUCAUGGAAUACAAUUUCUUUUUAAUCCUCCAGUCAAUCAACAAACCAUAAAUUAUUUCACAUAAAGAUAUGCCAUUAUAUGGAGGCGGCAUGAAACGAAAGUUGAGAAAUUUCUUUUGUAACUCUCAUUCUUCAUCAAUAAAAUGGGCGGUUAAACACAAAUACCCAUCGGUAGUAAUAGAGGUCCACAAAUUCAAAAUCAAACUUAUCCUAUAAGGAAUUGAAUGUAGCCACAAUACUAAAUUUUCCUUUUCUUUUUUAUACUAUUUCAACAAAUUAACCUUUACAGUAUUCUUUGAUACUAACUUGGCAUCCUCACAAACAUAAACAAAUAAAGAUCUAAUAUCUUCAUACUCAACAAAUUGAAAUGGUAGAUCAUGCUUAAUAAUUGCAAAUAUUAACAAUUCAUGGAAUUUGUCGGGAUCAAACUUACUAGAAUGCAUUGAUCUAGACCCUUGAGAUUGUGAUAAGAUCAUCCGUCCUAUGUCAUGGUUCUUUCUACAACUCUCUAAAUGUCGUUUCAAAUAUUUGGUCCCAACCUUAUCACUAAAUGGAUAUUCGCAGCAUACUUUAUGCACUUGCAUUGAAGGGUUGCUUCAUUUAUAUGAAAAAAUUGAUAAACAAGUGAAGUUAGCUUUUUUUUUUUUUUUACGUUUGCCAUGUGUGGAGCCACCUACUACAACUAUAUUAGCACCUAAGGACGUCAAUUCAUUUGUUCUAUCAUCAUCACUCACCAACUCUAUAUUCACAACGAACUAUUUAUCCACAUAUAAUUUAAAAUUAUAUCAGAAUACCAAUCUAGAAAGAAAAUUAUUGGCUUUGAGAAGAAAAAUUAUAUAAUCCACUCCUCUAUUAGAAUCACAAAAUGUUAGAUCUAAAAAAAUUAAUCAUGCUAAAGAAAUUAAAGAAAUAUUUAAGAAACCAACAUACAUAAGCACUAAACAUUUAGAAAAGAAAAGAAGGGAAGAGAAAGAGGAGGCUCAGAUUCAUCAUUUAAUCUAUAGCUAAAUCAAAAUGGCUACAAUCGGAUGCCUGCAGAAGCAGGCCAUCCAAGAUUGGUUGCCAUUAGAAAUAGCUGAUUCUUGCUUCAUGAUAAUCUCAUCCAAGAAUCAUUCUGACCUCUUCAUACAAACCUAAAAGCAAAUUCAUUUAUGGCCGAAGGCCAACCCUUAUAACAUGUUGACCCAAAAGAUUUGAUUUUGAUGAUACAAAAUGUUUGGGUAAAAUGUUUACUAAUCAGUUGCUUGGAGUGUACUAUAAUGCAUGUAAAAAGUUGAGAAGAUAUCAUUCUUUAACUCGUAAUGUGGAAGAAUGGAACUUAACCAUUUAAAUCUCUACAUGUCUAUAUUUUGAUAGUGAUAUGUGUGGACGACAUCUUGGCAUCAUGGACAAGUACAUGUUAUAGUCUAGAACUAACAUACUGUUCUGAACUUCCCUGAUGCUCAACUGGAUCAUUUACCAAGACUUUGGGAGGGAAGAGACGACUGAUCAUGCAAUUAGCCGAAAACGAUUCUAUCGCUGAGGAGUAUAAGGAAGUUGGAUGUCUAAUUGGUUAUUUGAUUCCUAUUAAUGCAAAGACUGUAGAUUAUUUCUCUAGAUGCACUGAUAAUUCAAAAUGCUUUUUCUUUCUCUCUAAAGAAAUCAUCAUCAUCAUCAAUACAGUUAUGAACCAGAGUUGAAGUGGGCCAAAACUUAAGACCAAAUAUCCCAGUUGGUUGUGAAUGGAUUGGACCUAAUCCUGGACCUAGAGCAGAUCAACUCACUCUAAAAAAACAUUUGUUCAUGUCUGAGUCCAGAUACUUAUACACAGUCUGGAAGUAAUCUUCGAGGAAGUAUGGCCAAGAAGAAGAGAUCUCGAAUUGUCAUGCUGUCCAAAGUUGCUCCGGAAAAGGCAAGUUCCGAUUGUUAUGAAGGCGACCGCCUCGAUGGUCUUCUGUCAAAACUUGAGAGGAGCAUAGAAGCAGCAAAAAUUUUGAAGGGAGAUCUUCCUGAAAAGAUUUGGAUCAAGCACCAAUUUGCUAUUGGGGUCAAUGACGUCUCCCGUGUGCUUGAGAGGAUGCCUCUAGGUGAGAUGCAGGUUCAUUCAAAGGAAGAUCCUGAGACAAAGAGUGGCCUUCGUAGAGCUCCUUUGGUUCCCCUUCAGGCUGUGAUUUUAGCUUCUGAUUGUAAUCCACGAUGGUUAACUAAGCAUAUACCAAGCCUGGCAUCCUCGAGGCAGGUCCCAGUGAUCUUUGUCAAAGAUAACAAAGGAGGUUCACUAAGGUUAGGUGAACUGGUAAAGGUCAAAACAGCACUGGCCAUUGGAGUAAAGGCCAGAGAAAGCUGUAUCAACAGAACAAUUGAUAAAGUUCUAGGUGGCAAUGCAGUAGCAGACGGCGAUCUCGAAAUGGCCGUAUAGAUUCAUUGCACUUCGUCAUCUGUCUAUAUGAAGCUUCAGCGAUGGAAUCAUAGAGUUGGUAGACAAGAGAUUCUCCAGGAGAAAGGAUGUUGUCCAACUUCCGAGUUAAAAAGAUUUACGAUGAUAAUUAAUUGAAAUGGCUACCGAGAGAUCAUUCACUCCAUGUGAAAGACGCAGAAAUAUUAGGAAUUUGAAGACUGGAUUGACAGAGACCGUUGGUCAUGGUUUUCAUCGAGCUGCACGUAUAAUAUUUGUGGACUGGUUACAUCUCUGGUGCCCCUUCUUUGGUUAGAUAUUUGGAGGCAUUCAACCUGGUGUUUGGUUUGCUUAGCACAUUCUACAGUACUGAUGUUACCAAGCGUUGCGAAUUUAGAAGCAAUACUGACGACCUAUGUAACUUGACAUAGCCCGGGGGCAGAAAAGGUACAGCCCGUAUCUAAUAAUGCGGUUCCUCAUAUGACUCGUGGGCGCGUCAAUCCCGCAGUGUGUUGCCCUGAAAUUUUUGAGAAACCUGAAAGUGAACCAACAAGGAGCAAUACUAUUGAAACUUGUCAGUCGACAUGGUA